AACAAUAUCUUACGAAGGUUGGAGGUGGAUAUGUUAUAUAUAAACGUGUGAGUUUUAGUUUGAAAAAAUAUUAUCAUUGAAAAAUCGUGAAGUGUAAUACAUCACAACACAAUGUUCAAAAUUAUCACUAUAAGUUGCGUUAUUGUAGCCGUUUCUCUCAACUUCCAAAAAGUAAGAGGUUUUAAUCUGUUACCUCCCAUACCGCAUAUUAUAUCAAGAGAACCUUCAACUAAUCCUCCAAUAAUAGUGAGUGAUGACAUUCCAGAUCUUAAAAAUGAUGCAUCAAAAAUAAACUUUGGCAUCGAGGAUGUUUUACAAGGAUACCUAAACAAAGUCCAGAAUGCUAAUGUUGUAUGCACUAAACUCUAUAAUGAGGGACGUGAGACUGUCAUUCAAUUGUCAUCGACUUUUAGUUCCUGCUUAAGGAAUAGAAAUGAAACGCUUUCGGCCAAUGCAAACAUAAAAAAAUUGACCGAUCUGGCAAAUGAUGUGCAGAGAAGUCUAACGAAAGAUGUGGAUAAUAUGUUACAACACCUCCAGAACCCUUUCGAUAUAACUUCGUUCCUCAAUAUAAUAAACAGAAACUUAGUUGAUAUAAACAUCAGUGAACUUGUUCGUGUUGCGAUAUCUGAAAUUCUUACGGUUUUUCCCUUCAAUUUGAUCCGUCUUCUCCCAGAUGUGACAAGAUGCUAUGAAAACCUAUCUCAUAAAUUUAACUUAGAACAUACCUGUGGACUUUUCGCCGAUACGGGACACUGCAUUCAAAGCAUUGUGGAAAUAUUCAUAUAAAUUAUUCAAUUAAUAUGUGAGCAUUCACUCUAUAUUAAUAUACUACACUAUAUGUAUUAUUAUAAAUACAUAUUAUUGUUACGAAUGUAUGAGCAAGAUUCUUUUCUUCAUAAUAUGCAAAGCACUAUAUGUAUAAGUAAUUAUAUGCACAUAUCUUCAAAAAUGUAAAAGUUAAUAAAUAACAUUAACAAAA
Formica exsecta is the source of this 982-nucleotide messenger RNA. RefSeq lists its product as uncharacterized. The transcript has 4 exons. The coding region runs from base 112 to 789 and encodes 225 amino acids. The record is from RefSeq and is a predicted model, not a curated record. NCBI's taxonomy places the organism in Eukaryota, Metazoa, Arthropoda, Insecta, Hymenoptera, Formicidae.